Molecule: messenger RNA, 1692 nt
Organism: Nematocida major
Lineage: Eukaryota; Fungi; Microsporidia
Product: replication factor A1
Exons: 1
Coding region: 1-1692 (563 amino acids)
Source: RefSeq, a predicted model, not a curated record
AUGACAAUAAGAGAGCCCGAGCUGGAGGUUGACCCUGGAUGCAUAAGCAGAGCGUUCAAAACUUCAAGCAAAAACGAGAAAAAAGUCCCCAUUACAGUGAGGAUAGACUCAAUAAUAGCCCCAGAUCACUCCGUCCUUCAGAGCAAGAUACGCCUGAUCGUAACGGACACAAACACCGUCCAGGAGUGCCUGCUUUCUUCAAAGUAUGCGGACGAUGUCAGCACAAACAGGAUCUCCGUGGGGGACAUCAUAAAAGUAGGGGAGAUGACGCUGGGAACGUACUCCUCCAAGGCCAUCAUAUACAUAAAGGAGAUACUGGCGAUGCACAGGCCGGGGAAGGAGAGUGCGUGGGGAAGCAUUGGAGCAAGCCCCAGCAAAAGAAGGAUCGAUCCAGAAACCCCCAGGAAAGACACGAAAAAAGAGGCGACCACGAUAAAGGAGCUGAACCCCUUCCAGAGCAUGCACUGGAGAAUUUCCGCGAAGGUCGUGAGCAAGUCCCCAACGAGGACGUACACGAAAGACGGGCGCCCCGGGAAGGUCUUCAACGUGAUCGUUUCAGACGGGACGGAUAAGUGCAACAUAACGUUCUUCACGGAGUACGUGAGCCAGUUCGUCGAUAAGAUCGAGCUGUACAAAAGCUACGAGAUCACGGGGGGAGUCCUGAAGCUCGCGAAUAAGAAGUACAAUGAGGACGUCCACGACUACGAGAUACUUGCAGACAGGUCUUUCGCAGUGACCCCAAUCCCAGAGACGAAGCAGCCCGUGAAGAUCCCGAGCACGCUCUCUAAGGUCGCAAAGCUCCCAAAUCAGGUGCACGAAACGGUCUCUCUCCUCGUCGUAGUCACGGAGACAGGAGAAGUCUCCACAAUCACCCGGAGGAAGGACCAGGUGCAGAUGAAGAAGAGAACACUUUCAGUCGGAGACGAGUCCGGGAAGUGCGUGCCCUUUAUCCUGUGGGAGGACGUCUGCGACCUGAACUUCAUGGUGGGAGAUGUUUUGCUCCUGGAGAAUGUCCGAGUAACGGAGUACUUGGGAAUGCCGCAGAUAGGCCUCGCCAGAGACGGAGUCAUUUCUUUCAACCCGGAAGUCCCAGAAGUAUUUAGACUUCGCGGAUGGUACUCCAGAAACGCAGACUCGAUGGAGAAAGCCCCGAGAAAGUCCACGGGCGGAGGACAGAAAGUAGUUGCGCUGGAGGAGGUCAAGAGUGAGGCCCUGGAAUAUGCGACAGUUGCAGUUACGCUGCUCUUUGUCCCAGAGAAGAGCGUCCUGUAUAAGUCCUGCCCGUCGGAGGGAUGUAAUAAGAAGGUGGACUACGAUCCAGUGGCCCCGGAUAUGUACUUCUGCAGUAAGUGCGGAAUCUCGUACGAGAAGUGCUCGUAUAACUACAGCGCAAAUGCAUCGGUUAUUGACGGGUCUUCGUCGAUGUGGGUCUCGCUUUUCAACGAGUCUGCAUCCUGCCUCUUCCAGGGGAGGAGCGCACAGGAAAUGUACGACCUCUCGAUUGAGGAUGCGGAUAGGUACAUGGAGGCCCUGGGAGAGCCCGUGGGGAGUGACUUCGUCCUGAAUAUUCGCGGGAAAGAGUCAACGUACAACGGAGAGCCCUGCAUGCGGUACAGCGCGUCUUCUUUGAGGCGGAUGGACUACGCAGAGGAGGCGUACAGCGUGCUUUCCCUGCUGGAGAAGGCCAGAUAA